Molecule: messenger RNA, 1041 nt
Organism: Pseudozyma hubeiensis SY62
Lineage: Eukaryota; Fungi; Basidiomycota; Ustilaginomycetes; Ustilaginales; Ustilaginaceae
Exons: 2
Coding region: 1-1041 (346 amino acids)
Biological process (GO): G1/S transition of mitotic cell cycle; peptidyl-serine dephosphorylation
Cellular component (GO): cytoplasm
Molecular function (GO): protein serine/threonine phosphatase activity
Source: RefSeq, a predicted model, not a curated record
AUGACGGUCGGCAAUCCAGAUACAUGGAUAGAGCAGCUUCGACAAUGCAAGUACUUGCCAGAGCCGGAUAUCAAGGCUCUCUGCGAGAUGGUCCGAGGCAUUCUCAUGGAGGAGAGCAACAUCCAGCCAGUAUCAAGUCCUGUCACAGUGUGCGGAGACAUUCACGGCCAGUUCUGGGACUUGCUCGAACUUUUUAGAGUCGGUGGAGAGCCGCCGGAUACGUCCUACGUCUUCAUGGGCGACUUUGUGGACAGAGGAUACUUCAGCUUGGAGACAUUCUCACUCCUCAUGGCGCUUAAAGCACGACAUCCAUCUCGAAUCACCCUUCUCCGCGGCAACCACGAGUCACGCCAAAUCACCCAAGUCUACGGCUUCUACGACGAAUGUCAGCGCAAGUACGGCAAUGCCAACGUAUGGAAGUCCUGCUGCCAAGUGUUUGACUAUCUCAACCUAGCAGCCAUCAUCGACGGCCGUGUCCUCUGCGUCCACGGUGGUCUUAGCCCAGACGUCCGAACGCUUGAUCAGAUUCGGAUUAUUGCACGAGCGCAGGAAGUGCCUCACGAAGGAGCCUUUUGCGAUCUCAUGUGGAGUGAUCCGGACGACAUCGAUACGUGGCGAGUUUCACCGCGCGGGGCAGGAUGGUUGUUCGGUGGUGCAGUGACAAAGGAGUUUAACCACGUGAAUGGGUUGAGUCUCAUAGCGAGGGCGCAUCAAUUGGUGCAGGAAGGAUACAAAUUGAUGCACGACAACAACAUCGUGACGGUAUGGUCUGCGCCCAACUACUGUUACCGAUGCGGAAACGUUGCGAGUAUCUUUGCAGUGGAUGAUCUGAUCGCGUACGAAAGCAAGAACUCGUCCUCUGCGCUUGUCGGCAACGGCGAGAAAGACGACGAUCCAGAUGCGACGAAGACGGAAGGUGCGGAAGGGACGAGAGCGGGAGCAGGUAAGCCAUGGGAAGCGACACAGUCCAACUUCAAAAUCUUUGACGCCGUACCGGAUCAAACUAGAACAGUCACACUAAACAGUCAGUACUUCCUGUAG